UAUUUCUUAGAUUAUUCAGUAUCUUAUAGAGAACUUUUUUUUUAAGGUUUAAAAAUCAUUCAGUAUCCUAUAGAGAAGUUUCUUUAAGGUUUAGGAACUAGAGAAGUGGUGAAAGAAUUCAUAUGUACUUUACUCAUGAACAAAGUAAAGUUCAUUUCUCUUUUUUUGUUUGGGCUGUCAGGAAACAAUUUUUAGCCCAACUCAAACAACUGAGUAAGAUACUGCAUCCAUCCAAUUCCUAUAUUAACCUUUUCCCCUUUCACAAUUCCUUCUCUUCCUAGUAAUCUUUUUUUAUUGGCCUUGCUUUUUAAAAAUUAAAAAUGUUUUGUUUUACUAUAUUCUUAUGUAUUUAUAAACUGCUUCAAAUCUCAAAUCCCUUGUGGGUUGUGAACCUAAGUAACAAACAGAAAAGUCUCUAAAAUAAAAGUUAUGUUUUGAGAAUGGAGCAUUUCAAUGGGAAAACAAAUGCCAUAGUACACUAUGUGCAUAUUCAAGAAGGCAAAGGAAGCCAAAGGGUUUUAAAGGAAAAAAAAAUGAGGAUGAUUACAUACUUCUUUUGAAAUAAUUCCCUUGGCUACAAAGGUCAAUAACGGGUGACCUCAGUUGAAGGUUGGACAGACAGUUUCUGGGCAGACAUCCUUGCAGAGGCUUUUUUUGUAUAAGGUUGUGAUGGUCUUUAUGGUUUUUGCAGUCUUUGUUUUCAGGCGUACAAGCAUGAGUACCCUCUCUUCAUGUCCUUCCAUGGUUCUAGUUGUCAGAGAUUUGUUUGUUACCCUACUGCAGUAAGUACUGAUUGGUUGCUGGCUCAAAACAAAAUAUCUACUUAUAAAAAAAUGACAAGAACAACUGAAGACAAUUUUUGUAAGCAAUGUUGUAUUCUACAUUCAUUUUGCUUUGUGUUUUAAUUUUUUUCAUUGACAAAUAAUAAUUGUCAUUCAUGUCAGACAUAGUGAUGCUUCCAUACUUAUGGAAUGUAGUGAUCAGGUUAGGGUAAUUAGCAUAUCCGUCAUCCAACUGAGGACAUCUAGAAUGGCCCAGGUAUUAAACCGUAUUAGUAAAUGAUUAAUUUUCUGAAGACGUGCUGAGUAUUAUGAUUAUGAAAAAAUGUCCUUAGAGAUGCACACUUAAGUACGUAGGGGUGUGGUGUCUUAUCUGCAGAUUUAGGAUGAUUCAUCAAAAAAAAAUUUACAAGCAUUUAUAGAAAGAUAAAAAAAAAAUGGCAAAAUGUGUUGAAUUGUUGAGUCUGGGUUUUAAAUAGUAUUAUUGAAUUAGGGUGGAUAAACCUAGAGUCUGUUGCUAUUUUUGCCAGUUAUUAUGACAUCACCAGAAAGCUGGAAUUACUCCCGUGCCAAAGCACCCUCAAAUCUCGCGAUACUACGGCCUUAGUGGCGCGCGAAACGCGGGAGGCGGGGCUGAGGCGAAAACGACUGACUUCCGGCCAGGCCGUUGUCUGGGUGGCGCGGUCGAGUCAUCGCUCGGCCUUACUGCUUGGUUCUCCGGUCCCUCCCCGCGCCCUGGCGCGGGGGGUCGACCAACCAAGUGAGGCGGGAGGCGACUCUGACCUUCCCUCCAUUUCGUUUUGGCCAGUGCCGGAAGCUACCAGCCCUGGGGCCUGGGAUACUGGGAGCCCUUGAGGCCCUGUCUGAGUGGCCGGGGCCUACUGCGGCCCGCCGCCGGGCCUCAUGAGGCAUAGCCUGACCAAGCUGCUGGCAGCCUCGGGCAGCAACUCCCCAACCCGCAGUGAGAGCCCGGCGCCGGCUGCAACCUGCUCGCUGCCUUCGGACCUGACUCGGGCGGCGGCGGCGGCGGGGGAGAAGGAGACGGCAGCGGCCGGAUCUCCCGGCCGCAAGCAGCCGCUUGGCGACGAGGGCGAGUUCGAAGCCAGGAGGGGGAGCCGCGGCGGAGUGGCCGUGCGCGCGCCCUCGCCCGAGGAGAUGGAGGAGGAGGCGAUCGCCAGCCUCCCGGGGGAAGAGACGGAGGAUAUGGACUUUCUGUCUGGGCUGGAAUUGGCGGAUCUCCUGGACCCCAGGCAGCCGGACUGGCACCUGGAGCCCGGGCUUAGCUCGCCGGGGCCUCUCUCCUCCUCUGGUGGAGGCUCGGAUAGCGGCGGCCUGUGGAGAGGGGACGACGACGACGAGGCCGCUGCAGCUGAAAUGCAGCGCUUCUCUGACCUGCUGCAGAGGCUGUUAAACGGUAUCGGAGGCUGCAGCAGCAGCAGUGACAGUGGUAGCGCCGAAAAGAGGCGGAGAAAGUCCCCCGGAGCAGGCGGCGGUGGUGGCGGCAGCGGCAGCGACAACAACCAGGCGGCGACAAAGAGUCCCCGGAAAGCGGCGGCGGCCGCUGCCCGCCUUAAUCGGCUAAAGAAGAAGGAGUACGUGAUGGGGCUAGAGAGUAGAGUCCGGGGUCUGGCAGCCGAGAACCAGGAGCUGCGGGCCGAGAAUCGGGAGCUGGGCAAACGCGUACAGGCACUGCAGGAGGAGAGUCGCUACCUACGGGCAGUCUUAGCCAACGAGACUGGACUGGCUCGCUUGCUGAGCCGGCUGAGCGGCGUGGGACUGCGGCUGACCACCUCGCUCUUCAGAGACUCGCCCGCCGGUGACCACGACUACGCACUGCCGGUGGGAAAGCAGCAGCAGGACCUACUGGAGGACGACGACUCGGCGGGAGGAGUCUGUCUCCAUGUGGACAAGGAUAAGGUGUCGGUGGAGUUCUGCUCGGCGUGCGCCCGGAAGGCGUCGUCUUCUCUUAAAAUGUAGGGUCAAGUAAUCUGCUCUUUAUCCGCGUUUACCCCUUUCAACUCCCUUACACCAUGUCAAACACCUUAGUGGGACAUCUUCACCGGACACAUUUCAGAGGAGAAAAAAAAGUAGUAUUGAAUCUUAAAGUGUUUAGCUAAAAGCAUGAAUGUGACACAGUAACCAACUCCUAAUGAUAACAUGUGACUAUUAAAUCUCUCUGACAGUUUCUUUUUUAGGUGAUUUCCUUCCUGCCAGGCUCCGUUGUAGGGGUUACAGAACAGUCGUUCCCGCCUCACAACCUGACUUGCGUGUACCUAGCUCUUCUGUCCCCAGUGUGGACAUGGCCUUGGAUGACAUCGAUUCCAACUGUACACUGAAAGCUGCUUAUAGAGAUACAGUUUGGAGACAGUGAAACAGGUGAAGUUGAAUGGAAGUUCCGAGUUGUACAAGGUGCAAAUUGGAAUUCCUAUUUUAGGGCAACUUUUCAGAGGUUGACAAUAAGUGUUUGGGGCAUGCACAAAUGUGAUAUUUUGCUGGAGGUGACAGGUAUCUCUUAAAUAUUCAACAAUGCCUUUUAGUUUUCAGUAGGAGAUAUAGAAAGUCUAUUCAGAGUAACAGAUUUUAAUAUCUCACCGUUAAAGAAGUUGGAAAUUAACAUGCAUACCAGACUCCUGUGUUUUAGUUAGUUGGAGAAUGAGAAUGGUUAAUGUUUCUUUGAGGACCAGCAGUGAUUACCCUAUCACUGAGUAUGAAUAACUUGUUGAACAUCUUUAUUUUUGUUGUAUUAAAAUUUUAGGUUAAAUUUAUAUAUGUACGAUUAGAUAUUGAAGGUUGUGAAAUGUGAAUGAAAACGUGUAAAGUGAGGCUUCACAAAGAAUCUUAUUCUCUGUAUUUCAAAAGUAUUUGUCCUGUUUAAAAAUAAUGUUUAAAAUUCAGUGGUUCUGGCCACUAAAAUGACACGAUUGGCGCUAUUUCCCCAAAGGUGGGAUUUAUUCUUCCCUUAAAUAUGUUAACCAGUUGUAUAAAUUGAGUUAUGGUGUCCUUCACUGUAAGAGGCAUUAAGAAAUUCUUUGUGAAACAUCACUGCUUGAUAAAGUAUAUACGUAUUUAGCAUCCUUGUUUUUCUUUGUGCUAAAGUGGAUACAGCUGUUGGGGCAGAAGAGACGGGACCAGCUGCUGGCCACAUUUCCUGCUUUAUUUUAAAAGGUAGUAUAAGAAAUGAGGAAAAAGAGGUAAUAACAGGGCUUCUGCUGUCUUUUCUUUUUAAAAUGUUCAUAAUUAAAAACUAUUUUCCAGCAGUCCAAAGAUGUAAGUUAUCUUACACAUAAAAUGUCUUGCUGUUAAUUGGUUAUGCAAAUGGAAUCCUUGUUCUUGCACAACUGUAAAUGUUUUGUUGCUAGAUAAUACGAUUUGAGACCUAAAUUGGUCUUUGGUUUCCAGUGCAUCAUAGCACAUUUUGUAAAAUCAUCUACUGCACUUGAGCAUGAAUGGGUAGUAGCCAAACUCACAACUUGGAGUGAUGAACCUGCUUAUACCUAAGGGCAGGAGCAAGCCCCUCACAAUGCAGCUGCAUGGAUUUUUAGUGCCUACUGAAUUUUUUCUAUAUAUAUAUACAUAUAUAUAUAUAUAUAUAUAUAAACCAAAAGUAGUUGGAAAGAUUAUUUGAAAUGACUAAUUUGUGCUAUCUUUAUGAAAUAUGUUAAAUGUAGCUUUUUUGAAACAGAAGCCUUGAAUUGAAAUUUAAUACUUGAACAUUUUGUAUAUAUUUCUUUGUAUAUAAUUUUGUGCAGUACCAAUGACAAAAAUAUGAUGUCAUAAUAAAACCAGGUUUGUUGAUCUUUUAGUUAUGGGCUCAAAGAAUUUAUUCAUCUCUAACAUGACAUUGGAAAAUAAUGGAUGAAAAUAGGAAAAAUGAUUGUUGUUAAUGCUGACUGUGGGUCUUAAAAGGUUCUGGAAAGCAGUAAGUUCAUUUUUCUAAAAACUAUACCAUUCUCUUGGAAUAUUCUUCUUUACGUCAAUACUUUUACUGCAUUAUUUGGAGUUGUGGGCUGGGGAGAAAAAGUAGUCAAAGCUUUCUGAAUUGAGAUGCUUUGAAAUUCCAAGUGUAGAUUUUUAGAAUGUCAUUUUAUAAAUGGCAGUUUUUGGAAUUCCUUGAUUAAGAACUUUUGAAAAUGGAAAGAUUAGUAUGGCCUAUUUUUAAAGCUGCUGUGUUAGGUUCCUUAUGUUUUAUUAACUGUCUUUUCUCAGUUUCCAUUUCAUUGGGUUUUUUUUUUUUUUUUUUUUUUUUUUUUUUUUUUACUUAGUGAUUUUUUUCAUUUUUUUACAUCAACUUCAUGGUCUUGUUUUUACAUGGUAAUUGCAUGUAUUUAGGAUCUAAUAGGGGCUUUAAAUAAAUUUGGUCAUAUUUAUGUGUAAGCACAUUUUACUGUAAAUGUUUGGGUUUCUGAACUUAAACAGAUGUUUAUUUCAGUAUGUAGUAAACAAUAUCUUAAAGUGUCUGAUUCACUACUUGUUAAUUAAAAAAGUUAUGAUUAAUGUGAAACUGUUGUCUUACUAUUUUUAGAAAAUUGUGUUCUGGAUGGUUAGCACAUGGAUAAAGGAGAUUUCUGGAAUAUAAAAUGGAUUGUUUUUGAAAUUUCUAGGUUUGGCUCUAUUUACUGUAAUAGUUGAAAACAACUUAGUAUUUGGGCGAUCCUUUUGUCUUCUAAAUGUGCCUCUAUGGUAAAAUGAUACAGAACUAGACUAAAGAUAGAGCUUUUGAGUAUUUGUCUUUGAUGGUGGAGGAAUUCAUACAUUAAUUGAACUAACACAUCAUAUUUUGACCUACUGUUUCUAUCAUAUUGACUUACUGUUUCUGCACUUCCAUGACCAGAAUUAUCUUAAAAAGUCCGCUUUUGUUAAAAUGUAGUCUCACCUCUGAUAUAAUCCAACAAAAAGUGUUCGAAAUAUUUUAAAUAUUUGUGCAUUUUAUAAUCACUAAAUUAAUCUCUUUCUCUUCUCUUUAAACAGCUUAGCAGUGUCUGCAAAAACGAAUCUUUUCCUACAACCUGUUAACUGACUGGACUGAUGGUAACAAAGUAAUUGUGAGAGCCAUGUCGGUCAAAAAUUUGGCAUCUGCUGAAAAAAAUGAAUGCCAUUUUCAAGUUCCCAAAUUACUUCUAUACUGAUUUCACUUUCCAGAAAUGGAGAUAUGAAAAGAUUCUCUGGAAUCCUUGAAAGACUUAAUAGAGAUUGAUGAGACUAAGUUAAUCUUGGAACAAAAUUACACCUUUUUUGUCUUU
Cebus imitator (Panamanian white-faced capuchin) is the source of this 6019-nucleotide messenger RNA. It is a transcript of the gene CREBZF, whose product is annotated as CREB/ATF bZIP transcription factor. Gene Ontology annotation, cellular component: nucleus. Gene Ontology annotation, biological process: regulation of transcription by RNA polymerase II. The transcript is spliced from 2 exons. NCBI's taxonomy places the organism in Eukaryota, Metazoa, Chordata, Mammalia, Primates, Cebidae. The coding region runs from base 1683 to 2756 and encodes 357 amino acids. The record is from RefSeq and is a predicted model, not a curated record. Gene Ontology annotation, molecular function: DNA-binding transcription factor activity; transcription cis-regulatory region binding.